GCUUGUUUCUGUCUUUCAAAUAGCAGCAAGUGCGCUACAAGUAUUAUGAAUGUUGAGUUGGUUUUAUUGAAUUUUUGGUAUAAUUACAAACUUAAUUACAUAUUUUAAGUGCAAUAGAACAAUGCCCAGGUGUUUCCUGUACUCCGUAAGGCAGCUCUACGAUGAUUUCAUACAUGAUUUUGCUCAUAUAUCGCCUCAAACAGAAACAAAACCUCGGACCACGAAACUAAACCUCAAACGACAGAAGAAUCUACUGAAAAAUACAGAGACAAUAUACCAUGACAAGGUGCCUAUAUGCAAUAGGUUUUACCUGCAACUUCUAAAGCGAAGUCAAUUCGUGCAAAGCUUCGUCGAUGCUGAAUGCUAUGAUUUCGCUGCCGAGUCCGAAAAGCCUGUUACAUCCCCUGUAUUCAAAAAAGGACUUAUUAAGAAGGAGGAUAAGACGUACAAUUUAAGAUCUAAUGAAUCGAAGACUAGAAAGUAUUAUGAGAAACCUAGAGCGCGCAAAGCUAGGAGCUGUGAUGGGAAGUUGCAUGAAGUGAAAAAAAAUAUUGCCAAUACUGGAACAGAGCCACUAAAGAAGAUAGAGGAUAUGAAGAAACGCAAGCCGAAAAUACCUCUAGAACCCAUCAUCGAGGAAAUAAAGAACAGAGAUCCAUUAAAAUAUUUCAACAAGGGCGGCUCUGAAAUAGACAAAAUCGCUGAGAAACUAAAGAGUCUCGCCAAGAAGACUGUGGAAGAUAAACUUGACAAAGAACUGCUGACUUGCAGCGAAUCGUUUGAAUGGCAGCAGGCCGAUAAGGAAAACAAAGCUUUAAAGAAUAAUGCUGAUGUCAAAAAAGAAGUCUCGGAGCCUAUUUGGCCGGAGACGCGCAGGCCGGCGCGCACCACCCACACGUGCUCGUACUGCGGGAAGGGUUUCGACAGACCCUGGGUCCUCAAAGGCCACCUCCGUCUGCAUACAGGGGAACGACCAUUCCCCUGCCCUCAUCCGCACUGCGGCAGGACUUUUGCUGACCGUUCAAACCUGCGCGCGCACCAGCGCACUCGCGGGCACCACUCGUGGCAGUGGCGCUGCCCCGAGUGCGGCAAGGCGUUCAGCCAGCGGCGGUACCUCGAGCGGCACCGCGCAGACGCAUGCAGGAAGUACAAACAACAUUCUAGAAAUUCCAAGUGCAAUGAAGCAAAGAACAUCCCCGAGGCUCCCCCAGUACCUCUAUACGGGAUCAUUCGCCAUAAUGAGGUGAAAUCUCCGCCACAAGAAGCGAAGACUGAUUGUCAAGACGGCCCUAUAGAUCUAUCUUGUAAGAAAAAUAAUUAGAUAUUUUGUUUUAGGUAUGUAUAGUAAUAAAGGUAUGAUUUUAUAUUGAA
Molecule: messenger RNA, 1371 nt
Organism: Manduca sexta (tobacco hornworm)
Lineage: Eukaryota; Metazoa; Arthropoda; Insecta; Lepidoptera; Sphingidae
Product: zinc finger protein 761
Exons: 6
Coding region: 122-1321 (399 amino acids)
Biological process (GO): regulation of transcription by RNA polymerase II
Cellular component (GO): nucleus
Molecular function (GO): RNA polymerase II transcription regulatory region sequence-specific DNA binding; DNA-binding transcription factor activity, RNA polymerase II-specific
Source: RefSeq, a predicted model, not a curated record